GGGACCCGGAUAGGAACUCUUUUUCAUAGCGGAGGUCUCCGUCGUUUGGGGACGCUUCACGCCAGGGGGAGGUGCUGCGCGUCCAAGAUGGCGGCGCCCUGUAGGCUGGAGGGACUGUGAGUGACCAUGAAAGACACCAGGCUGACAACACUGGAAACUGAUGUACCAACUGUCCCCAGAACAGUCUGGUAGUGGCCCUAAUGAAGAGCUGUCCAAACCUUUAACACACAUCCUGGAGCCCGCACAGCAUAGUUGAGUGAGAGAAUGGCCCAGCUAGCCAACAUUGGGGAGCUACUCUCCAUGUUGGACUCUCCCACACUAGGUGUGCGGGAUGACGUGACAACCAUCUUCAAGGAGUCCCUCAAUUCUGAACGUGGGCCUAUGCUUGUAAACACAUUGGUGGAUUAUUACCUGGAAACCAAUUCUCAACCGGUAUUGCACAUCCUGACCACCUUGCAAGAGCCACAUGAUAAGCACCUCUUGGACAAAAUUAAUGAGUAUGUAGGCAAAGCUGCCACCCGCUUAUCCAUUCUCUCACUGUUGGGGCAUGUUGUGAGACUACAGCCAUCUUGGAAGCAUAAGCUCUCUCAAGCACCUCUUCUGCCUUCUUUAUUGAAAUGUCUCAAGAUGGACACCGACGUUGUGGUCCUCACAACUGGUGUCUUGGUAUUGAUCACCAUGUUACCGAUGAUCCCGCAGUCAGGGAAGCAGCAUCUUCUUGAUUUCUUUGACAUCUUCGGCCGUCUCUCGUCAUGGUGCCUGAAGAAACCAGGCCAUGUGACAGAAGUCUACCUUGUCCAUCUCCAUGCUAGUGUUUAUGCCCUUUUUCAUCGCCUUUAUGGAAUGUACCCUUGUAACUUUGUCUCCUUCCUGCGCUCGCACUACAGUAUGAAGGAAAAUGUGGAGACUUUUGAAGAAGUUGUCAAGCCAAUGAUGGAGCAUGUGCGAAUUCAUCCGGAAUUAGUGACUGGAUCCAAGGACCAUGAACUGGACCCUCGAAGGUGGAAGACAUUAGAAACUCAUGAUGUUGUAAUAGAGUGUGCCAAAAUCUCUCUGGACCCUUCAGAAGCCUCGUAUGAAGAUGGCUAUUCUGUGUCUCACCAGCUCUCUGCCUGCUUCCCUCACCGUUCAGCAGAUGUCACCGCCAGCCCUUAUGUGGACACACAGAAUAGCUAUGGGGGCACUACUUCCACCCCUUCCUCCACCUCUCGGCUGAUGUUGUUCAGUCCAGCUGGGCAGCUACCUCAGAGUUUGAGUUCCCCAUCAACACGGCUGUUACCUGAGCCGCUGCAAGCUACUCACUGGAGCCCAUCUAUGGUCUGUGGUAUGACCACUCCGCCUACAUCUCCUGGAAAUGUCCCACCUGAGUUGUCACAUCCCUACAGUAAAGCCUUUAGUACCACUGGUGGAAAAGGAACUCCUUUGGGAACCCCAGCAACCUCUCCUCCUCCAGCCCUGCCCUGUCCCCCAGAUGACUGUGUGCAUGGGCCAUCCUCCCAGGCCACAGCCACACCCCCCAGGAAGGAAGAAAGAGCAGAUUCCUCGAGGCCUUACCUGCAGAGACAGCAGUAUCUUCUAAAUGACCGAGGACUAGAGGAUCCACCUGCAAGCAAAGGUUCUGUUACUCUGGGGAAUCUGCCGGAUUUCUUAGGUGACCUGGCUUCUGAGGAAGAUAGCAUUGAGAAAGAUAAGGAAGAAGCUGCAAUAUCCAAAGAGCUUUCUGAGAUCACCACUGCAGAGGCGGAUCCUGUAGUUCCUCGAGGGGGCUUUGACUCUCCCUUCUACCGGGACAGUCUCUCUAGUUCUCAGCGGAAGACUCAUUCAGCAGCCUCUGGGACUCAGGGCUCCAGCGUGAACCCUGAGCCUUUGCACUCCUCCCUGGACAAGCAUGGGCCUGACACACCAAAGCAAGCCUUUACUCCUAUAGACCCACCCUCUGGCAGUGCUGAUGCCAGUCCCGCUGGGGACAGGGAUCGCCAGACUUCUCUGGAAACCAGUAUCCUCACUCCCAGCCCUUGCAAAAUUCCACCUCAGAGGGGAGUGAGCUUUGGAAGUGGGCAGCCUCCCCCAUAUGAUCAUCUCUUUGAGGUGGCCUUGCCAAAGACUGCCUGUCACUUUGUCAGCAAGAAGACUGAGGAGCUGUUGAAGAAAGUGAAAGGAACCCCUGAUGAAGACUGUGUGCCCUCUACCUCCCCAAUGGAAGUACUGGACAGACUGAUAGAACAGGGAGCAGACGCGCACAGCAAGGAGCUGAGCAAGUUGUCCUUACCCAGCAAAUCUGUUGACUGGACCCACUUUGGAGGCUCUCCUCCCUCAGAUGAGAUCCGAACCCUCCGAGACCAGUUGCUUUUACUGCACAACCAGCUGCUGUAUGAGCGGUUCAAGCGGCAGCAGCACGCCCUCAGGAACAGAAGGCUGCUACGCAAGGUGAUCAGAGCAGCGGCUCUGGAGGAGCACAAUGCAGCAAUGAAAGAUCAGUUGAAGUUACAGGAGAAAGACAUCCAGAUGUGGAAGUUGAGUCUGGAGAAAGAACAAGACCGGUACAGUCAGCUUCAGGACCAGCAUGACACCAUGGUGACCCAACUGCACAGCCAGAUUCGACAGCUGCAGCAUGACCGGGAAGAAUUCUACAACCAGAGCCAGGAGUUACAGACAAAGCUGGAGGACUGCAGGAACAUGAUUGCGGAGCUACGGGUGGAGCUGAAGAAGGCCAACAACAAGGUGUGCCACACUGAGCUGCUGCUCAGCCAAGUUUCUCAGAAGCUCUCCAAUAGUGAGUCGGUGCAGCAGCAGAUGGAGUUCUUGAAUAGGCAGCUCCUGGUGCUUGGAGAGGUCAAUGAGCUGUACUUGGAGCAGCUACAGAGCAAGCAUCCUGACACCACCAAGGAAGUAGAAAUGAUGAAGACUGCCUAUCGGAAAGAACUAGAAAAAAACAGAAGCCACCUUCUCCAGCAGAACCAGAGGCUGGAUGCCUCACAGAGGCGAGUAUUGGAACUGGAAUCUCUUCUGGCUAAGAAAGACCACCUUCUCCUAGAACAGAAGAAGUACCUUGAGGAUGUCAAGAGCCAGGCGAGUGGACAGCUGCUGGCUGCAGAGAGCAGGUAUGAGGCUCAGAGGAAGAUAACCCGGGUGUUGGAACUGGAGAUCCUAGACUUGUAUGGCAGGUUGGAGAAAGAUGGCCGCCUACGGAAACUAGAAGAGGACAAAGCAGAAACAGCAGAAGCAGCGGAAGAAAGGCUUGACUGUUGUAGUGAUGGCUGCUCAGAUUCCUUGGUAGGGCAUAAUGAAGAGGCUUCUGGCCACAACGGUGAGGCCAGGACCACCAGGCCUAGUGGCCCCCGGGCCAGCUGUGGAGGCAGAAGCACUGGAGGCAGCAGCAGCAGCAGCAGUGAGCUUUCCACUCCAGAGAAACCCCCAAGCCAGAGGUUCAACAGCCGGUGGGAAACCACUGUGGGUGAGCCCUCCGGCAGCAUCCCCACGACUGUUGGCUCACUUCCUAGUUCCAAAAGCUUCUUGGGCAUGAAGGCCAGGGAGCUGUUCCGUAAUAAGAGUGAGAGCCAGUGUGAUGAGGACUGUGUGACCGGCAGUAGCCUUUCUGAGACCCUAAAGACAGAGUUGGGCAGAGACUCAGGCAUGGAAAACAAGACUCCCUUUAAUCUAGAUGCCUCACACCCAUCUUCCCCGAACUCGGACAGUGUGGGGCAGCUCCACAUCAUGGACUACAAUGAGACUCAUCAAGAGCACAGCUGAAGGGUCUGUCAGUGUUAAUUUGCGUCUUUGUCGGCACAGAACAGGAGGUGUGAAUGCACGUUCUAGGCUUUUCUGUUUCCAGGGUCUGAGCGGCUGCUUGUGCAGUGGAAAUGGGACAGAGGUCAUUUUGACAGCUGGCAGAAUGUGGGAAGAUAGUUUUUGGGUCUGGCAUUGAGAUGCUUUCCUUCACCCCACCCCAGUCUCUUUCGUUUACCUAGCAGUAUGUACUAAUUGAGGGCCUGUGCGUGUCCCUUGUAGCUUUAUUUUCUUCCUUCCUCCCACCAAAUGGUUGUGUCCUUUGAACCUGUGCAAUAUGAGGCCAAAUUUCAUCUUUGGGUCCAACACACCACUCUGCUUUCCUGAGGUGCAGAUAGAUGGGUGGCUUUUGGGUAGACCAGGCAGUUAGUGGCACUGCAGGUAAGUCCAGUUUUGUCCCUUCCAGGAGGAUGUAAGUUGUCUUUACAGGAGCCUUUUCACUGCUUUUUGGUUCUGAAGUUCAGUAUCUAAAGCCACAGAUCUAGAGAAACUAGUUCAUUCACCUCUGCCUUCUUUUGGCAGCUCUGAAACGCUUCCUAGAAGGUUCUGUGAGAAUACCAGUUGUUUUGAUAGUGUAGUUGGCGCUGUGGAGGCCAUACUGCUUACUCUCUGGAAAGCUUGUAUCCCUCUCCCCCACUACCUCUUAUUUAUUUGGUAUUUGCUUGAAUGCUGGCACCAUGCUGCCUGUGGGUGGGUGUGUAGGUGGUUGUCCUGCAAUCCGCAGACUGAGAAGAGUGGUCACUAGGAGGGGCACCCAGAAUGCUUGUGCACAUGUGGAAAUGUGCUGUUGGCUGGCUCUGUCCCACUGAGCCACAGUUCCACCUUUCAGCCUGUUUGCCUGCCUCCCUUUGUCUACAUGCCCGAUUACCAGCUGCUUUGUGAUUCUGCAGCAGACAAGGCUGGAAGGGUCAGAAUUUCCAUAGAGUUUAUGUGACGUCAUUCUCGGGCUCAGGGUGCCUCACCAUAGUAGGUUCUAGCAGCUAUUUUACAUCAAUUUUGACUUUGCAGGAGAGAUUUCCCCCUGGGGCUUCAUGUCAAACACUUCUGUUAGGAACAGCAGAGCGACUCAGAGUCUGGGAAGGUUGAUGGAGGCUGCUGGCCUGUACCACUGUCACGAGAGGUGACCAGUCAGAACAAGGUGGUGGCAGAGAGCCCAAACUCAGUCAAUGCUCCUGAAAUAAAUGCUGGAAGUGUAAGAGUUGUUGCCUGAUAUUCUGGACCAGGCAAGGAGAAACUUGGGAAGGAGCCACGAGCUUGAUUUUCUUGUUUCUGUUCUAGCUGUUGUAUAAAGGACAGAAGAGUUUAACUACAACAAAGAUAAAAGAAACUAAUGGUACGAAAUCUUACUGCAUAUGGAAGUUUCCAGCCUGAGGGUGAAAGUCUUUUUUUUAAAUGUGGCAGUAACUAUCCUAGCAUCCCUAAGUAAGGUGAGACUCCUUGUCACCAUGGCAGUGCUGGCUGGAGACCUGUUAGGGCCAUAUCUCUGCUAUAGCCAGCCCACAAGAAGACAUGCCACUGACCACUGUCAGACCAGCAGAGGCAACCAGUGCCCCAGGACACUCAGUGAUGCCAUGCUUUUCAUUUAGCUCUGCCCAAAGGAAAGUUGAAAACCCAGUGUUCUCCCACCUGAUCCAUGGUAGAAAAGGGCAGAUGAACAGAUGGGGAGAAAGAUCUCAGAGUUAAUGGUAGACACUGCUCCUAAGAGCUGCCCUCCACCCCGCACCCCAAGAUGUGUGCUAGAGAAACAAGCCUUUUUCUCUGCAUUAGAAAGAAAAUUUAUAGAUUGCACAAGUGUUGAAGUUUAGGGAACAGAGGCAGUGGCUUGGUAAAGCAGACUGAGGUCUAGGCUAGCAUGACAACUGAUCAAGCUUGGGCCUGCAGCACUUUUCUCCAGUCUGGGUGUUCUGUACCCAGUGACAGAACCUGAGCAUCCUGUGUGGUUUGAGUUCUAGAAGGCUGUUGAGGCUUUUUUUUUUUUUUUUUUUUUUUUUUUCUCCUCCAGCUAAGGUUCCUGGGCGGGGGACUGUGACCUGAAGAUUGCCCAGCCUAAACAUUGGCUCUUUUCAAAGGACUCCAGACUCAGUGGGUGGAGGCUUCUGUUUAGAGAGCAGUGACAGAGCAUCUGGGGAUCAGUGGGUCACCUGCUGCUGCUGCUGCUGCUGCUGCUGCAGUCAGGAGGGGCACUUCUGAAAGGCAGCUGAGGCCUGGGCCAAGGCAUUGGAGCGGUGGGUAUCACGGGCGCCUGGUGUGUGUGAAUGCUGGGGUUGAAUGGCUCCAUCCUUGAACCACUUGGAGUUGUGUUGUGGUUGCCCGUGUGACCCAAGGAGACUGGAGGCUGUGUCUCCUUCAGUCUAGAAUCUGUCAGAAGCAGCACUACAGUGCCACUGGAGUGGAGGAGCAGGUCAGUGCCAGGAGAGGAACUAAGCACACAUCUCUGUCUCAUUCCUCCCUGAAGUCUUAAGAGUUUGCUUUGGGAGCAAAAGCAACAUGACCAUGGACAUGAGGAGAUAGGCUCUAAGGCAUCCCUGGAGCAGGCAGCACAGCUGUCAGGGCGAUUGCUGACCUUGAUAGCUUUGUUGACCUUUUCAGGAGGGAAGUUUGUUCAAUCUUCUGGACUAAGCUGCAGAAGGUUCCUACUGUGUGUGACAUGGUUAGUCACUUCUUAGAAAGCAAACUCAAAACCCAAGAAAAGUCCUAGAAGCCACAUGUGAUUAAAAAAAAAUUAACCUCCCCUCCCUAAGCUGCUGUGGCCAGUGGUCAGUGUUUCCUGGGUGGUAGUGGCACCACAAGCCACUGUGAUAAGCCACAGACUCAGGGCCAUUUGCAGCAUAUGUGGGCUCUAGUGUUCAGAGGAGAAUGAGAAAAUGUUAGCAGUUGAAUGAUCAAGGAUGAAAAGACCUCAGAGCUCAGGCUGACAGUCAGGGUAGAAACCGAGGAGUAUGUAACAGCAGUCUGGUGUGGUGAGACCAGCCAGCAGGAACCUACCUACCACCUGAAGCCAGAAAGAAGUAAAGAACAAACACAAGUACUGUAGGAAGGUGCUCAUUUUCCUGAGCAUUAAGGGUAGGAGACGCUGUGGACAAGCUGAUGGAGGUGUGGGCAUUACACCAGCUCAGCUUGCACUGCAGUACAUGGGGUCUGUCUUGGCCAGAGGCCAGCAGUACUACACAGUGAGUCAGAUGGCAGCCUGCAUCUGCUGCACCUUCGCCCCAAGGUCCAUGCUGUAAAUCCACUGCUGUGGAAAAUAUAUCCAAUGUGAGGGUGUUUGUGUCCUUGUGUACAUCCAGAAGUCUGUAGUAUGUGUCUCCAUCACCGCUCCCCUCUCCCCCCAGUUUGCUGCAGGGUCACUGAUUGCCUUGGGUUUAGCCUGUCUGUGUAGGUAAAAAUGGGAACUGGCCCCUGGGCUGCUGCUGUGACCUUUGUUCCCACUCAGCUUCCCAGUCUGAGUCCCUGGUGUGCCAAGGGGAGCAAUGUUUCUGUUUCUGAUGCCACCCCGAGUUUUAAAUGAGGUAUAGAGAAGCAGCAACGCAGCUACAAUGGAAACUGCACCCUGAACACUCUCGGUCUCCGAAUGAAAUUUAAUGGGGGCCAAGAAGUGCCCUGCCCUUCCCAGAACCCCAGUAUUAUCCAUCUCUGGAUAGGUAGGCUGACUGAGCCACUGCAGCUGGUCUUUCACUAGACCAGUCAGUCCCUCUCCCUGCCCCACCUCACAGGGUUGGAUUGGAGGAGAGGUCAUGAUGGUGUUUUUUAGCUCUCUGUCGGAUCAGAGGCAGACAGGCGUUUUUGCACUAGGAAGAUUCAGUGGUCACCCUUCAUGAGACUGGACCACAAAACACAUUAUGGAGGAGCAGGCUUUGCUAAGACAUAAUUUAGUUUUAUAGUCAAUCAUGGAUGAACUAUAUAUGGAUAACUUGGAGUUGGGGUGGGGGGGUUCCCAUCAGUGAAAACAAAUCAGAUUAAAAAAAAAAAAAACUUUUUAGUUCAGUGGAAGUCACCUCUUCUCAAAAGGUUUAAACUUUCCCACUACGACCUUAAAAGCAUGUCAAACAAUCUGCAUCAGAUGCCAUAAUACAAGCUACAGGAGAACAUGGUACAGUCUCAGUGAAUGGAAUCAAAGGUUUGCUGUCCUUAGAAUGUUCUGAAAUGUCAAGGCAGUUGCUUGUGUUUAACUGUGAACAAAUAAAGAUUUAUUGUUUUGCACUC
This is a messenger RNA of Cricetulus griseus (Chinese hamster), 7989 nucleotides long. The record is from RefSeq and is a predicted model, not a curated record. Lineage: Eukaryota; Metazoa; Chordata; Mammalia; Rodentia; Cricetidae.